This is a messenger RNA of Pomacea canaliculata, 2192 nucleotides long. RefSeq names its product charged multivesicular body protein 3-like. The transcript is spliced from 6 exons. Lineage: Eukaryota; Metazoa; Mollusca; Gastropoda; Architaenioglossa; Ampullariidae. The coding region runs from base 85 to 777 and encodes 230 amino acids. Gene Ontology annotation, biological process: endosome transport via multivesicular body sorting pathway; late endosome to vacuole transport; protein transport. The record is from RefSeq and is a predicted model, not a curated record. Gene Ontology annotation, cellular component: multivesicular body; ESCRT III complex.
GCCCCUUGUCGCUUGGCACUGCGCAUGUCAGCGAGGAAGUUUACAUUCGGUGUUUCCUAAUACUUAUCGUACUAGAAUGUGAUUAUGACUAAAACCUUUACUGCUUCAGCCAUGGGACUUUUUGGCAAAACGAACGAAAGACCUCCAAAAGAAAUGGUACAGGAAUGGACUCAUAAAAUUCGGAAGGAAGGCUACAGCUUAGACAGGCAGAUUCGAAAUAUCCAAAGAGAGGAAGAAAAGACAAAGCGAAUGUUGAAGGAUGCGGCAAAGAAGGGUGAUAAGGACACAUGUAGAAUCUUGGCCAAGGAAAUUGUCCAUGCCCGGAAGGCAAUCAGUCGGAUAUAUGCAUCAAAAGCCCACCUGAAUUCUGUUCAGCUUAGUAUGAAGCAGCAGCUGGCCAAUCUACGCAUAUCAGGUGCCCUGGAAAAGAGUACACAGGUGAUGGUCAGCAUGCAGCAGCUGCUAAAAGUCCCUGAGAUCAUGGCCACCAUGAGAGAAAUGUCCAAAGAAAUGGCAAAGGCUGGUAUCUUAGAAGAGAUGGUUGAUGAUGCAAUGGAGUCUGUUAAUGAUGAUGAAGAGUUGGAAGAAGCUGCUGAGGGAGAGGUGGACAAAGUGCUCUGGGAACUUACAGCUGGUGAGCUGGGCAAGGCACCUGCAGCUGUGGAGGAUUCUUUACCAGCCAUUGGAGCAACUGCAGGCACAUCCCAGGUGGCAGAAGAAGAUGAUGAGGAAGAUCUAGAGUCAAUGAAAGCACGGUUGGAGGCUCUGCGGAGCUGAAAGCUCAUCUCCAACUUUGGGUUUUAGGCCCACAAAUUCAUGUGACAGUCAGAUUUUCACCUCAUUGCUUAGGUGCCUACAGUGUGAACGAUAAGGAAUGAGUGCAUUUCAAUUCAUGAAUUUGGCAGCGCUUGUGCCAUCAUAGAUCUCAGAUGAUAAUGCUGUAUCUUUUUUUAAUCCUAAGGCACUGUAGACAUCUGUUUCUUGAUUUCCAUGGCUAAGCCUACCUGCAAAUUGUAAGGUUUAAAGGGAAACAUAAUUUCAACUGUUUCACAAACUGAAUUUAUGCAUAUUUCAAAAAGUGGCCUCUAGCUGUUUCUGCAUGAAUUAAGUUUUUAAAGAGACUAUAAUGUUGAUGUGUGAUUACAUUUGUAUUUCUCAGUUUGAACAUGUAGGCUGUGACUAUUUCAAUAGUCCCCAUUCACCAUAACAAUAAUAAUUGAAGGUAAAAUUUUUUAGAAGUGUCUUGUUCAUCCCUUGCAAUAAAUUUUGGCACUGGGUGAAAACAUGAGUAUGAUUUUUCCUUCCCUCAUGUUGAGGAUAUCGAACAAGUUUGAAGCCAACAAGAGUUUCAUGCUCAAAAGAAUGUCAAUUUUCCGAGUAACUUUUUCUGCUCUGUUCCAUAGCUUAACUAGAUUUACUAUUUCCCUAUAUCUCGCUUUUUUAAAACCUCCCAAACCCAUUCCACACCCGUAAAAAACAAAGGUUUUUGCAGUUUAUGAAGGAUUGUGAUAUCUUAUUGCCAGGUUAUAUCAAACAUCAUAAAAAACCCCAGUAAUAAUCCAGUGUUUGAUGUCAUUUGAGACAACAAUUAAUGCUAACAGCAAAUUAAUGUGCAGCUAAGAGGCAUUUUAACAGUGAUCAGUGUCCCUUAUAUUAACUAUCUGAAGAAAGCUACGAUAGUUGGGUAUAGAAACUCAUGACAAGGUGCUAUGCAGAAGUUCUCACCUCUGAUUUGAUAGCUACCAAGGUUGAAGAUCAUUUACAACCACACAGUUGUUGGAGAGGGAUAUUUUUUGAGACCACACUUUUUUUAAGGCCAGGGUUUUGCUUUUUGCUCUCCCUUACUCUUAUACCUUCUAAAACCCUGUAUAGUCAGGUACCCAGUCCCAAAACCUGGGCUGACUGGGGAUGGUUUGCUGCAUGACACAGGUAUCAAAUCACUGCAUCUAUGGAUGUGGACAAUUGUGCUGUCAGUGUCCAGCUAUCAAGAUUAUCAUUAGGAAUACAAAUAUCAACACACCGCUUCAAAGUAAUCCAUGAGAAUAUAUAAUAUCCAUGCACUGCAUGAGGUCAUGACAAAUAAAAUUUGGGAAGAAAAUGGUUGAGCUGAGAGCAAAUGAAGAUAGGACACCACCAAAAUACAAAGGCAUAUUAUAUUGUUAUUGAACUUGAAUUAAAAGUAAUGAAGAUAA